CAGCUUUUUCAGUAAAAGCAACAGCAAACUUGUGAUCAACAAUCCGGGAGCCUUUUAACUUUUUGUCUCUUCAAGAAAACAAAUAUUUGAGACUUUCGAAGCUGUAUAUGAACACAUCUAAUUCUCAUUCACAGCUUUAAAGAGAAGACCAACAAUGGCAGAAUCUUCACCAACAUCACGGACCAGAAUAAAGAAUAUGAGUCCACCUCCAUAUCUGUCUGAAAAACUUCAGUGUUGUGUGUGUCUGGAUUUGUUCAAUGAUCCAGUCAGCACUUCAUGUGGACACAACUUCUGCAACAACUGCCUGGGUACAUACUGGGACAACAGUCAGAUCUACAGCUGUCCAUACUGUAAAGAAACAUUUAGUAAAAGACCAGAGCUCAAGAUAAACACUACACUUAGAGAGAUCACGCUGAUCUUUAAGGAAAAGUUCAGUCAAGAAAGAUCUGAAGUCCUCUGUGACGUCUGUGAUGAAAGAAAACUGAAAGCCUUAAAGUCCUGCCUGAUGUGUCAGACGUCUUAUUGUGAAACUCACCUGGAGCCUCACCAGAGAGUCCUGAACUUAAAGAAACACAAACUGAUGGAUCCUGUGGAGAAUAUAAAGGACUAUAUAUGUAAGAAACAUGAGAGACCUCUGGAGCUCUUCUGUAGAGAUGAUCAGACAUGUGUUUGUGUGUUUUGUACUGAUGGAGAUCACAAGAAUCACAACACUGUUCCUCUAGUGGAGGAGACUAAAGAGACAGAGGCUCAACUAAAGAAGAUGCAGCAGUAUGCAGUGGAUGUGACUCUGGAUCCUGAUACAGCAAAUCCAGAACUUAUCCUGUCUGAAGAUAGAAAACAAGUGAAACAUGGAAGCAUUUGGCAUGGACUCCCAGAUAAUCCACAGAGAUUUGAUAGAUUAAUAAGUGUUCUGGGAAAAGAGGGAUACUCCUCAGGGAGAUUUUAUUUUGAGGUUCAGGUAAAGGACAAAACGAACUGGGAUUUAGGAGUGGUCAGUGAAUCUAUUAAAAGAAAGGGAUCGCUCAAAGCAAUUCCUCAGAAAGGAUUCUGGAUUGUGUCUCUGAGAAAUAAUAAGAAUUAUUUGGCCUUUGCUCAUACUGAUAUCUUUCUGUCUCUGAAAGUGAAACCGCAGAAGGUCGGGGUGUUUGUGGAUUAUGAGGAGGGUUUGGUUUGUUUUCAUGAUGUAGAGUCCAGGUCUCAUAUCUACUCUUUCGCUGGUCAAACUUUCACUAAGAGACUUUUUCCUUACUUUUGCCCAUGCCAUAAUAAUGCAGGUAGAAAUUCAGCUCCUCUGAUCAUCUCACCUCUUCAUUACAACAAAUGAAUUUACAGUUUGCAUCCAAAGUACUAUUCGAUAACACUUUAUUUUACGACCCGCAAAGUACCGCGUAAUUAAACCGAAUUUACAGCGUACCUAUUUGUAACAACAGGGUACCUCACCAGUACAUACUUGUAGGUGUAAGGGAAUAAUAUUUUAAGUUUAGGGUAAUAAGGGGGUAAGAAUAUGAAGAAUUAUAAAUUAUUUAUACUCUAAAUAUUUUAUAACAACAGGGUACCUAUUGUAAUAUUACGUGGUAUGUAUGACUUAGUCAAGUCUAUGGGGAAAUUAUGGUUUAUUUUUAAUUUUUUUUUAUUGUGAAUUUUUCAUAUUGACUACUGAAUGUUGUAUACAGUCAAUGUCUACGAGCCACAUCGGCAAAUAAAUAUAACAGCACAUCACUUUUAUUUUAGUAGCCUUUAUUACUUGCUUUUAAUAACAAAAGUCCAGCUGAUUUAAUGUGGUUAUCUUUUUUUUAAGGUAAGUACAAUAAAAAUAGCAACUUAUUCCCUAUUUACCAGGAAACUCCUACAUUUGCGAACAUAUUUGAAGUGGUGCUUUGCAAUUUACUGUAAACACAAGUAUUUUAGCCAAAUAUAAUUUAUGCAAUGGCAAACCAGAAUGAAAAAACAGCAGAUAUCAGCUCCCGCUAAAGCAAAAGACGACUACAUGCGUAGGCUACUGCGCAGGUGUAGAACGCGCGGCCGUCUGCAGGAGGUUUGCUGGAACGCGAUCCUGAUGUGAAAUUUCUUUAAAAGGUUUUAAAAACGUUCUACACUGUGGAGUACGGCUGCGAGUGAUGUCAGCAGGAUCCACAUGCUGGAUAAGGUGACUGGUUUUGUUAAUACAUGACUCACGCAUUUCAAACAAUGUUUUUUCAAGAAAGUUGCCAGCUAACGGUAGCAGGUUAGCUAGCACAUAAGUUAGCCUAAAGUUAUUAACGUAACUGGCUCAGAAAACUCUGUUUCUGUCAAGGCACAGUGAAGAAACAUUUACUGAAGGCUUUCAUUUAUGUUUUUUAUAUGUAAUGCAGAACAGCAUUUGUGAGACGACAUCAACUCAUCAUCCGAGUGGACAAGAACACCAACAGAGGAAGCCAAGCCGCAAAAACAAUGAAAAACUGUCAUGACUUUUUAUUUUAAAUAAAAGUUAUGUGAUAAUAAACAUUAAGUGUUGGCUUAAUUAUAGUGUUUUAAAGAUGUUUUGAAAUAAGUUGUUUUAAAAUAAAAAUAACAAUAUUCUGUAUGUUUAUGGUAUUUACCCUAUAACAUUUAUUAACAAGAGGUGAACAAAGCACCACUUUAGUUUACAGCCCGCAAAUAUGAGAGUUACCUGGUACAUACACAGAACAAUCGGGGAAUAAGCCCCACUUUAGUUUAGAGCCCGCAAAUAUGUGAGUUACAUGGUACAUACACAGAACAAUCGGGGAAUAAGCCCCACUUUAA
Molecule: messenger RNA, 2763 nt
Organism: Paramisgurnus dabryanus
Lineage: Eukaryota; Metazoa; Chordata; Actinopteri; Cypriniformes; Cobitidae
Product: zinc-binding protein A33-like
Molecular function (GO): zinc ion binding; protein binding
Source: RefSeq, a predicted model, not a curated record